GAAUACUUCUAAACUUCAAAUUUGUUUGUGAAAGACGAAGUGCAUAGUUUUCGCAAGUUUGCAAAUAUUUAUUUGGUAUUAAAAAGGUUAGUUUAUUGUUAAUAAUUUAUUUAGGUAACGCUAUAAAGUGUAAUAUUCGUUGAAAACUUAUUUAUUGGUGUGAAGUUUCAAGUAAAUAAAAGUUAACUUUAAUUGAGGACAUGAACAUCCAUGUUUGAUGAUAAGGAAAAAGGAAAGGUCUUUGUGUUAUUAUAAAUAAUUUAAAAUUAAUUUUAUUGCAAAUAUGUCUCCAAUAAACCUAAAAGUAUCGAAGCUUCUGGAGAUGUUUAAGGGGUUGAAAUCGGAUGCAGUUCCGAGGGCCCCAAGGCCAUCAGCAGAGACGGUACCACCACCGUCUCAACCUGAUGAAAACAAUUUGAAUGGGGACCAUGAGGAAGAACAGGAGGAAGAAAUCAUUAUAGAGUCAAUAUCUGACGACGAUAAUGAAAUAAAAAAAGAAAAGAAGUCUAAUAAGAAAAAAAAGACAAGCAAAUCGAAGAAACCACUCACAGACGAUGAGGAAGAGUAUUCAAAGUCAUAUGAAGAAAAACGCGGCAGCGCUAGUUCAGUAAAUGUUCAAACUAGUGGAACUGUUUGUUACAACAUAGUCAAUUCUCGUGGAGUUAGAUUGGGAAAUGAUUACUAUUUUGGUCCAGUUACCACAAUGGGCACCAAGACUGAUAAAGGAAAAGAAUAUGAAGAGGAACCUAUUAAGAAAGAUAAUUAUAUUCGCAUGCUUAUGGAAGCUACAAUACGGCCUAACCAUGACUAUGUGGAUUACAUAUCAAAAAAUCUUGGCAAAACAUGGAAGAGUUUCUUCAGGACACUUGGUUACACUGAGGGAAGAAUUGAUACUGCCGAGCUAGAUGCAGUAAACCGUGGUUACAGUAUAAGUGAGGCUCGUUACAAGCUACUAUUGGAGUGGGUGAACAACGACGACGAUGCAACACUGGGACAACUAGCUACAUUACUGUGGCGAGAAGGAGAGCGAAGCAUUGUCAAAGACCUCUCCAACAUAUACAAGAAGAGUAAAAAGAAAUGAGGUUUAAUAAAAAUCCACAGAUAUGUUAGAAUUGAAAUCAAGAAAGAUCUGGAAUCAUAGAUUUGUUAGUUUUAUACUUGUUACUAUCUGUAUGCAAUCAUAAACCUGUUUAGAAGCCAUCGUAUUCAUUCAAUAUGCAACAUUUGUAAUGAUAUUCAUUUUAUUUCUUAUUGCACUAUAGAUUUAAUUACCUACUUGAUUUCUCUAACAUGUCUCUAACAAAAUGAAACUGACAGGCUCAAUAGAAUUGCUACUUAAAUAACUUCCAUAAAAAGGCUUAUGUAUAGAGUAAGGUGCUAAUUGUAAACUUUAAAAUACACGGUGUAAACGAAACGCUUCUGAAAAACACUGACAGGUGGUAAAAGACAAGUUUUAUUUUCAUAAAGGUAAGGAAUUAAAUGUUUCUUUUAUCUACAGUUGUAAUCAACUGCUCAAGGCUGA
Molecule: messenger RNA, 1522 nt
Organism: Spodoptera litura
Lineage: Eukaryota; Metazoa; Arthropoda; Insecta; Lepidoptera; Noctuidae
Gene: imd
Product: death domain-containing immune deficiency protein
Biological process (GO): signal transduction
Molecular function (GO): protein binding
Source: RefSeq, a predicted model, not a curated record